CCGGUUUAAUGGGUGCCGAAGUCGCUGGUUGGUGGUGAAGUGUGGAAGUGGGAAGUGGUAUAUUCUCUCUCCUUUACAUCUAUGUACUAGGUAUUUUGUGUUUUGAUUUGCUUAUUUCUCAUCUCGCUGGAUUGCCAUUUGGUACUCGAGUACUGCUACUUGUACACUUUAUUAAGGUUUUACGGGAUACUUUGAGGAUAUACGGAUUUGAUCUCUGUAUUCUAUUGUUUGAUUGGUUCGAUUGGUCAGUUGGAGUAGGAAAUCCUAAAGGUUCUCCAGGUUGAGUGAAAAUGACAAAGACGUUCAAGGGUUCAGAGGGUAUGGUAUUUUUGCUACAUCUCAUCUUAUCCCAUCUCUGCCUCCUCUAUAUCUCUUACCAAUGCUUGAUUUGCACAUCCUCAAGCUUCAAUUGACCGCUCUCAUUUCACUCAUUCUCACCAUCUAUUCAAAUAACUAAUUCAUACGACUCACAGUCGCAUCCCACAAUACUCCCGAGUCCUGUUGGGUAUGCAUCAAUUCAACUAUCUACGAUGUAACGGAAUUCCUUCCCAACCAUCCCGGCGGAUCCAAGAUUGUUUUAAGUCUUGCUGGUAACAUAGAUGCUACCGAGGAAUUCGAAAUGAUUCAUCCGCCUGGAACAUUAGAAGAGAAUCUCGAUGCCUCCAAAAUUAUCGGCAAGAUUGACGCUUCAGAAUUAAGAGAACCGGUUGAAGAGAAGAAACAGAGCUCUCCUGUCCAAGAUGCGGGUCAGAAAAACGAGGACGAAGAUACGAUUGAUACAAAUACCGAUGUAAAGACCCUAUUGAAUCUAGACGAGAUUGAACAGUUGGCCACGAAGAAAAUGUCGAAUAAAUGCUGGGCUUAUUAUUACUCAGCGGCUGAUGAUCUCUGGUCGAAAAGUUUCAAUAAUGCGGUGUACCGACAGAUUCUCCUUCGACCGCGAGUCUUUGUCGAUUGCACGAAAUGUGAUUCUUCAACCACGAUCUUGGGACAAGAAGUCGGGUUACCCAUUUUUGUAUCCCCGGCGGCAAUGGCUAGAUUGGCGCAUCCGGCUGGUGAACAGGGGAUUGCAAAGGGAAUCUCGAGCCUUGGUGCUGUGCAGAUUGUCUCCAAUAAUGCGAGUAUGACUCCGGAACAAAUUGUAGAGGGUUCACUUCCAGGGCAGAUUUUUGGAUGGCAGUUGUAUGUGCAGAAUGAGAGAAAGAAAAGUGAGGCUAUGUUGCAGAGAAUUAAUGCGAUGAGUGAUAAGUAUAAGUUUAUCGUUUUGACGUUAGAUGCGCCAGUGCCAGGCAAGAGAGAACAUGAUGAGAGACAGAAGGAUGUAGGAGCCAAUUUACCCGUUUCAUCAUCAGUAAAGGCAAAGGAGAAAUUGGAAGAUAAUAGCCCCCCAGCUGGUAAAGGGGGAGUGGGAAAACAAUUGUUCAUGGGAACAGCUGCUGAUUUGACCUGGAAAAAUACAUUGCCGUGGUUGGCUCAACAUACUAAAUUACCAAUUGUGUUGAAGGGUAUUCAAACUCAUGAAGAUGCAUAUCUGGCAUCUCAAUAUGCACCGCAAGUUAAAGGCAUCAUUCUUUCCAAUCAUGGUGGAAGAGCUUUAGAUACAGCUCCACCGGCUAUCCACACCCUCAUGGAGAUUCAGAAAUACUGUCCGGAAGUUCUUAGUAGGAUAGAAGUUUGGGUUGACGGGGGUAUCAAACGUGGUACAGAUGUGGUGAAAGCUCUAUGUCUUGGAGCUAAAGCUGUUGGAGUCGGCAGAGCUGCAUUAUUUGGUCUCGGAGCUGGUGGUCCAGAGGGUGUAGAGAGAACUUUUGAAAGUAAGUCUCAUCUGUUUUUUUUUUGGUAAAUUUUAUGCAGUACUCCUACUCCUUUUAUCUCAAAGAAUGACUAGAAAAAUAAUAACAAUAACAAUCGGAAAAUUUACUAACAUAUCCAUCCACUAGUCCUCAAAGCCGAAAUGGAAACCUGUAUGAGACUUCUAGGCGUAGAGAAGAUCAGUGAAUUGGGUCCCAAACAUAUUAAUGCCAGAGCGGUAGAAAGAGAUUUAUAUGAUGGACAUGCUGGAUUGGAAAAAUUGGGAUUGUGGGUGAAGGCGAAUUUGUAAAUUAGGAGGAGGGAAUGUGAGUAUUAGGUUGAUGGGUAGGAUGUAUGUAUGUAUGUAUGGUAAUGUGUACUUGAAUAGAUAAGUUAAUAGAUUAUAUUUAUCUUCUACGAGUAAUAGGUAUUGUGAUUCAGUAGUGUAUCAUUAAGUUUAUUAGUACUUAGUACUUGGAUUGUAAUUAUGUGUGUUUUUU
This is a messenger RNA of Sclerotinia trifoliorum, 2291 nucleotides long. Lineage: Eukaryota; Fungi; Ascomycota; Leotiomycetes; Helotiales; Sclerotiniaceae. The record is from the annotation of a GenBank genome assembly.